Molecule: messenger RNA, 5358 nt
Organism: Portunus trituberculatus (swimming crab)
Lineage: Eukaryota; Metazoa; Arthropoda; Malacostraca; Decapoda; Portunidae
Product: A disintegrin and metalloproteinase with thrombospondin motifs adt-2-like
Exons: 23
Coding region: 2718-4724 (668 amino acids)
Biological process (GO): proteolysis
Molecular function (GO): metalloendopeptidase activity
Source: RefSeq, a predicted model, not a curated record
GAGGGUAACAAGUAUCAGUUUUCUUGUGUAAGUGUAUUAGGGUUAUAUCGGGCGUUAUCGGAGCGUUGCGGUGUUCUGGAAGGUGGUGAGUAUUCCACGGACUCUCCCUGCGUUCCUGUUGCUCCCACGGGCCGUCUGCUGCUUUGCCUACUGAUGGCCUGCUUGACCCUGCCUGCCCGUCCUGCUCGCGUCCUGCCCAUGCCAACCACCACCCUGCCACCCUGUAUGCAAGUUUCCCGAAUUACGGAGCUUUGGUGUUCUGGAUUCGUCUCGCUCCUUCAUUCUCUGCACAUGACAGAGAGGACUGGCCCAUAUAGGAGGUCAGGGCGGGCGCCAGGUGUUGCAGGCCUCACGACGCCCUUUGUGAGGUGUGAGGGUCUCGUAGGGCGUGGAGGAGGCGUGGAGGAGUGAGGAGGAGGUGACACGAAGCCCGUAUUUCUAUUCGUUUCGUGAUGUGCGGAAGGCAGAACGCUGAUGAGGGAAGAGGAGAACCAUGAAAACAGAAGUACAAGGGAGUCCUCGCAGGGCCUCAGCGAGUCUCUGGCGUGUUCGGGAAGCCUAAGACUGGGAACUUCUGCCAGUAUUGUCAGUUUACGAAGGAGAACAAAGAGGAGAGGAAAUGAAGGUCAAGUUAGUGAUGGAAAGAUCAGCAUCGAGUCAGCGUGAUCGGACAGCAGGAGCGACAGCCCGGCCCAUCGCCCAUCGCACCUAAUAAGUCACUGCCCAUGGUGUUUGUGAGCAAUGGAGUCCAGCUAAUACUCUGCCGGCAACUGUCUUGAGCAAUUUCAUUAUCGACUUCCACAGCAACAAUCCAGAGAGUGUUUAGCUGCGCCCCGCUCCGCCGUCCCUGAUGGUCCCGGGUGCCCCACCGGGCCGCUGCUGCCGGGCCGGGGGGCUAAGCGGCACCUGCACUGAGGGGAACAUUGUGCGUAGUCAGCAACAGAUGGUGCUGAGAGGUGUAGCUGUCUAACCUGACGCUGAUCACAUCUUUGGGUCUUCACGGGGUGUGCGUAGGAAGAGAAUAUUUAAAGGAGUGCGUGAAAUGAGAUAUGCGUGGCAGUGAUGAGUGUGCGGGAGCUGUGUGUUCGACUUCCUUGCCUUAGAUACCAGUGGCUGGGCGUGGCGGACGCUGGGUGCGGACAGUAACCUGGCGGCGGGCUGGGCUGGGCUGCUAUGUUGCUCCCUGCGGCCAGUCCGCCGGUCCUUGCCCCUCGCUUACACUGCGGGAACCUCCUCCACCCGCCUGUCGACACCCGCCGCGACGGACCGUGUGGGCUGACCUGCUGACCCGCCAUGAACGCCUCUGAGCUGGCAGAGCUCUGUGACGGGGCAGGAAAUAACACCACCGCCGCGGCUGACCGCGUCACCUCACCCAGUGGCAGUAUCGUGACAGUAUCGUGUGGGAGGAGGGGAGAGGAGAAAGGAGGGAGGCUUUCAGGUGAGGCCGCAACACAGCUCUCUCUGCUCUCCUGGAUCUCCACACGAGUCUAUACCUGUUAUCAAGACACCACCUGUGAAAAUACAAAGGAGACACUGCAGGAGGCGUUGCGUAAGGUGGACAGUUAAUGAAGGCCCUGAAGGAGGAGAAAAGCAGCAGGUCCUUCACAAUGGAAAGGAACACGAAAGGAAAGGAAGUCUUUGAAAUCCUUGGCAGAAAUUACGAAGAUGCGAUGAGGGCCUGGAGUUGCAGAUGAGUAUUUGUUUCCCUCAUUAAUAUUUAGUAGUGCUCUUCAAAUUAACUUAUUCAGUGGUUCUUGUUCUGUUCUGCUGUCGAUCUGAAAUGAUAACUUUUACAUCAGAUGUUUACCAAAUAGUAAGAAUAAAAGACAAAGUUAUAAAUAUUCGUCCUUCAUUAUUUUUUUUUUCAAAUUUAGCUCUUUGAUUCUUUUAAUCUAGUUCCGAUGUUAAAGUGGAAUGGUAACAUUAAGUAGAAAAGGUGGCAGAAAGAGAAACAUAGUCUGGAGUAGGGAUAUUAUGCUAUUUUGUGCUUCUACUGUAAGUCUUCGGAGAAAACUUCCAUUAGAUAUAUUAAAGAGAAGCUGAUUGAAACAGGGCAGCUUCAGGUUGGAAGGCUGUGAGCCUUUACUAUAGUUCCCCUUCUUAUUCAUUCAACUGACCUCGGAGUAGUGGAGGGAAGGAGCACCGAAUGGAGAAACUUUACCCAGAAAACACUAUCAAGAUACAGCAAUUAGAUAAAUAUAGAUGUAUCCACAAAGUUAUUUACACAAAAAGAAUAUGUAUACGCUUGAGUUUAACUAGUGCUGGAAAGAAAGAACAUUUACAUGCAAAUCUUUUUUUUUACGAAAGUUAGCCAUUGCCACAGGAUCUUUAAACAGAAAACGUUGCGUGACGUCACUCUGCAACUUGGCCCGCCGGAGCAAACAUCGAUAUUCUGCCGCGUCACUCGCUUUCGUCCCAACUCUGAAAGUAUCGCCCACUCUGAAAACAAGACCUGGAAACUAAUACUUUCUAAAUCGCGCAUCUGUCGUCACUCAGAUGGAAGCAUUUUACCACUACUUGUAUAAUGCCACCCUGCUGAACCAAGAAAUACUAAGGUUGACUCACUGGACAGCUGUUUGCAUAAUCUAGCACGAGGGGGAGCAGGAGAGACACCGCUGGAGUGAUAGGUCAGUCGGGGACCAGCCGCUGGAGGGGACACGCCGCCUCCUGGAGAUCGCCAGGCGGGCAGACGAGGGGGCGAGUAAGGGCCUGACGCGAUGGUCCACUGCCGGAGGGAAGCAGCGGGUGUGAUGUGUCUUAUCCUCCUCCUUGGACGCUGCCAAAGCCUUCUUAGGAACACCGUCUCUGCUGCCCCGGUGCUGCUGACUCGCGAAGACCUCAAGUUUCUCUUUGAUGAUAGUGACGAUGUCCCCAGCCACUCCAUCGUCCACCUUCGCUCCAAAUCCCGGGAGAAGCGCUCAUCCCCGGGACUCACAGAAAACCCGGGGCUCCUUGACGUGACCAUCGAGGACCACGGCAAGCAGGUAGAGUUUGAACUGAGGCCGAAUAAUCAACUGGUGUCGCCGGAGUUCGUAUUGGUGGUGCGCAGUGCUGACGGCGUGGUGAGGGAGCGCGGCGCCACCAGGCCUUCCUGUGUGUUUUCUGGUGUUGCGAAAGGACACCCAGAAAUCACCGCCGCUUUGUCUGACUGUGAUGGCCAUGGAUUUACUGGCGUCAUCAUCUCGGGGAAUGAAACUCACAUGAUAAGGCCGCAUCCUGGACUGCGUCGGCGGCGGCGACAAGCGAUCAUAGACGGGGAAGAAGGUCUCACGCCGGACGGCUUACACAUCAUCCACGCCAGGAAAAAGAACAUGAAGUGCGGAGUUUUCGACCUAGAAGCCAUGAAGGCGCCGCGCGUGCUAGUGGAGCUGCCACAGGAAGAGGCGACGAGCCAGGAUGAACAGGAUACAGACAGAGCCAAGCGGGAGGCGACGGACGAACUGAAGAUCGAGACAGCAGUGUUCGUGGACGACGACAUGGUGACGUUCAUCAAGGAGAGGUACCCGCGUCUGGAAGUGAAGGAGACCAUCACGGACACGGUCUUCGCCAUCAUGAACGGGGUGGCUCUGCUGUACACGGCGCCGUCCCUCCAGCAGCACCUCAUCAUCACUGUGGUCAAGCUGGAGAUCAUUGAGGACAGCACCAAGGGACCUGACAAAGCGCACGGCAACAUUCAACUGUACCUCAGUAAUUUCUGUUCGUGGCAAAGGAACCAGAAAGGCAAGAUGCGUGAGAACUGGGACCACGCCCUCAUGUUAUCUGGAUUAGACUUGUGGGAUGGAGACCCGGACUCAACUUCCGUCAUAGGCCUAGCAUGGGUGGCGGGGAUGUGUCAAGCCAGCUAUUCGUGUACCAUCAACGAGGGCACCAGCUUUGAGUCUGUCUUCGUCAUCACCCACGAGCUCGGCCACAACCUCGGUAUGUCCCACGACGGCUCGCGGGACGACAAGAACACAUGCAGUGCAAACAAACACCUCAUGUCCUCGUCGACGGGCCCCGGGAAGGUGACAUGGUCUUCCUGCUCCAACCGAGAGCUGAAGGAUUUCCUGAGCAAAUACACCCUUGAGUGUCUGACAACGACCUCUCUGGUGCCACGGAAAGGAAGCAUCAACGGGGACAGUCUGCCCGGGGAGGUGUACUCCAAAGAGGAACAGUGCAAUUUUGCUGAGGGCUCUGGAUUCAAGCCUUACGUAACCUCCAAACACCCAUAUAACGAUGUGUGUCGAGAGCUGUGGUGCCAGAACACGACACAUGCCCUCCGCACACAUCCGGCGCUAGAGGGCACCACCUGCGGCAUUAAGAAGUUCUGUAUCAACGGGAACUGUCAGAUCAAGCCGCCCAGGAAGGUCACCGUCACAACGCCUCCCGUCACCACCACUACCACUACUACCAGGGCUCCGCGCAAAGAGUCCAAGGGGUUCUCAAACCUCCUCUGGCGCAUCAGGAAUUUGUUUAAGAGAUACAUGUCCCUGCGGCAAGAACUCCCAGCCAGUGUGUUCACCUCCACGUGGCGGCUGACACAGUCCUCCCAGUGCUCAGCCACGUGCGGGGGAGGCUGGACCAAGGGCGAGAUUACCUGUACCACGGCUGAUGGCAGUGUGCGUCUCGGGGACGACCUGUGUAAUCCUGACUCCCGCCCAGUGCCAUGGUCGUCUUGCAACACCAGCCCCUGUGCCUCCUCAGAUGGCAGCGGUGGUGGUGGCAUCCUUUUCCCGAGCGACUGACUGUGGUGGUGGUGGAGGAGGAGGAGGAGGCGUUGCCCUACCUCCCCUGCCUCACUGUUUUCUCUUCUCUGUCUGGUCCUCAUCUAUUCUUUACUUUCUUUUUCCUACUGUUUCGUAAUCCUCGUUGUAUCGUUCCCUCCUGCGUCCCGCCUUCACCAAUUUGUGUCAUCACUGCACUCACUCCGUCCAUCUCUUGUGAUACUUUCGAUAUCUUUACGAAAACUGUAUUCCAUUAAUGCUCACCGUUCCAUCACGUCAACAUACUAUUAGACAAACGCAAUGUGUCUAUGGCAGUAUUUUCAAGGUACGAGUUAGUUAUGUAUGUAUCUCUAUAUAAUACGUAUAUUUUUUCAUCAUGCUGACCACGACACAACUCAAACAAACACGUCAUAACCGCCCUGUAGUAUUCCCUAUAUACUGACUAGUUGUUCCCUAAGAGUAGAUAUAAUAAAAGAUUAUAUUUUCAUUAAUAAUGAAGAAAACAAGGCACGUAAAUACUUGUAUGUGUGUAUGGCAGUGGGAGGGAGAGGAAGGUAGAAAGUUAAAGAAAGAGGUGAGGAGUUGGUCCUCCCGUCCAUGACUUUUAGACAACCGCAAUGAUCUGUGAUAAUGACACGAAUAAAGGCAUGACGUC